Caenorhabditis remanei is the source of this 1059-nucleotide messenger RNA. RefSeq lists its product as uncharacterized. The transcript has 3 exons. The record is from RefSeq and is a predicted model, not a curated record. NCBI's taxonomy places the organism in Eukaryota, Metazoa, Nematoda, Chromadorea, Rhabditida, Rhabditidae. Gene Ontology annotation, molecular function: protein binding. The coding region runs from base 1 to 1059 and encodes 352 amino acids.
AUGAAUAUCCCGUUCUUAAAGCUUCCAUAUCUGGUCCAAUUCGAAGUACUGAAACAACUGGAAUUUCAAGAAGUGUUCUUGUUGAGUCUGUGCUCUGAAAAGUCAAAAAUAAUGGCUCAAAGUCUGAACAUGAGACCACUAAAGAUUAUUUAUAUCUUUUCUGAAAAAUGUGUUCAAGUUUUUGUGGCGUAUGAUCAAUAUGUUCGGAUAAUACAUGGUGUCGCUAAUCUGAAAUUCGUUCCAUCCAUUUCUCAGGGGAUAACUAUGAAGAUAGGAGGAAAUGCGAUAAGUUACAAAUACGUAGAAGACACUUCAGGAGGGGAAUUCUUUCACGCGUUACAUUGCCUUCAAGAGCACUCAGCUUUGGAAUUUCUCCAAAGUCAUAUGAACAGCUGGUUCCGUGGUCAACCACAAGUUCAACUAUACGUCUACUCACUUCGUUCUAUGUACCAAUCUGGAAUUAUCAAGGAUGUCACUGCUACAAGUUUCGAAAUAGACGAAUUGAACACGGAGCAACUCGAGAACUAUCUGGCCAUUCAUCCAAACCAGAAUAGCCUUCAGUUUAUCACCAAAUUUAUUGGACCACCGUUUGGAAAUGACUCAAGAUUAUGGGAUAUCAAAGGAUUGGCCUUUGAAAACGUAAAUGAUGCAAUUUUGGGUUUGAAGAUAGACGAAAAGGGUUCGGAAAUAAUGAGAAACUUUGGUGGAGAGUAUCUGUUCUUGUUCAAUUUAGUCUAUGAUAUCGAUGACUGGGCACAUAUGAUCAGAAAUUGGAAAACAAAAAAAGAAUAUCAAAAUUUGAAAAGUUUGUAUACAAUGGCACCCGUGAGUACUUCUAUAUUUUUUGAACAUGCCAUGCCGGAGUUCAAUUUUGUAAAGUGGGAUGGAAAGAGAAGACCGAGAAUUGCAAAAUGGGAUCCGAAAAUUAUCAAUAUCAAAAUGGGUUUUUCUGAAGGACACGACUGCUCCGACUGGCUGGAUAUACAACAGGACGGCGGAGGGAAGUGGGCAUCGAUUGACCUGACACAUACUUUCAUACAUUUUGUUGUGUGGGAUUAG